AUUCAAACAGCGAGCGAUGGCGGCAGUCGUACGGGUUAAGCGCGCUCUUGACGAGGAGCCAAGUUCGGCGUUAAUUCUCUCGUGCAAACGAAGGAAAACAAAUGUCGAAGAUGAGGAUGCUGUUGAAACUCUAUUUACGUUUGCGGGUACCGUUAAAGAUCAAAAAGAAAAUGUUGCCCUUCUCACACACGAUAAAAUCUGUAAGCAGGAUGUUAAAAAAUCUAGCAGACCAACUCCUAACGUAUCCCAAAAAGCACGAAGUGAUACAAAGGCAACCUCUGAAAAUAAUCGGUUUAAGCUUGUAAAUUAUUUCCGGACCAUCAAUGAAGUAGAUCAAACUGAAAGUUCUAAUGAAGGAAUUCAAAAAUCUAUCACCAUUUUAGAAGUUGAAGCUCAACCCAAAGGAGAAAAGAAAUCAGAUCCAGCAAAGGAAAGUAUAGAUCACGAAGCCCCCUCCUCCCAAUAUGUCUAUGAUUUGUAUUACAUUCAACCUGAUUCCAAAGAUAUUGAUGUAGACGACUUGUUGUUGGAUGGGUUGGUAAGCUUUGCCCCUGUUGAAAACGAGCUUGUCUUUGACACUUAUCGGAAUAACAGAGCUGCAGGUGAAGACAGUGAUUCUGACUCACCCUUAAUGGAUGAUGAUGAUGAUUCAAACGAUGAGAACAAUUGGAGGAAUGACUAUCCUGAUGAUGAAGAAGGUGACAGUAAUGAUGAAGAUGGUCUUGCUCGUGGCUUGAGUAAAGUUACUUUUGGAGAUGAAGAGCUGAGUAGUGAUGGUGAUGAUGAAAAACUUAUUUACACUGAAGAGCUUUCACCUAGUGACAUCAAUUUGUAUGGGGCUGCAUAUGCUCGAUUCAAAAAGAAUGCUUUGAAAGAGAUGGAUUCUUCUUGUCUUGAAAUCAAUUCAAAUUCUGAUGAUGAUUAUGGUCCUAGCAGCGAUGUCAGCAGUGAUGAUUAGAAUUUUUUAUGUUUGUUUAGGCUUUUAUUUAUUACCUAAUAUUAUUUUUAGUGUUCAAAUGUUGUAGACUGUUUCAGUUACGCUUAUUAAAUUUUUAUAAAGAUUUGAAAAAGA
This is a messenger RNA of Frankliniella occidentalis (western flower thrips), 1072 nucleotides long. RefSeq names its product probable RNA polymerase II nuclear localization protein SLC7A6OS (gene fs(2)ltoPP43). Gene Ontology annotation, biological process: developmental process. The coding region runs from base 17 to 958 and encodes 313 amino acids. The transcript is spliced from 7 exons. NCBI's taxonomy places the organism in Eukaryota, Metazoa, Arthropoda, Insecta, Thysanoptera, Thripidae. The record is from RefSeq and is a predicted model, not a curated record.